Molecule: messenger RNA, 5332 nt
Organism: Brienomyrus brachyistius
Lineage: Eukaryota; Metazoa; Chordata; Actinopteri; Osteoglossiformes; Mormyridae
Product: inositol polyphosphate 5-phosphatase OCRL-like
Exons: 22
Coding region: 646-3171 (841 amino acids)
Biological process (GO): signal transduction; phosphatidylinositol dephosphorylation
Cellular component (GO): membrane; cytoplasm
Molecular function (GO): inositol phosphate phosphatase activity; phosphatidylinositol-4,5-bisphosphate 5-phosphatase activity
Source: RefSeq, a predicted model, not a curated record
CCUCGGCAGACGGUCCCAAGGUCAGGUUACGGCAGAAACGCCAAACCCGGAAGUGCGAGUUUAGUCACCGGUCUUGUUUCACGGCAGACUGUCUUUAGUUUGAGUGCGGCGGUUACUACGGCUAACAGGCUAACUGCCUAAUGCCGGGCCCUGGGCGGUGCUGUGUGUCUGCGCUGAGAAAAACACGGCGCUAAACAAUGUCAGACAAAGCCAAACUGGGCUCCGCUUGACAACUAAAAUAUGUAUGGGUCUUUAUUUUAAUUUUCACGAGUGACUUAUUGAUUGCGCCGUCCUUCAGGCUAAGAGCCGCACCGAGGUGUCCGUGUCCACGUCGCCCGAAAUCCCUCGCCGCGGCUCCCUUAGUAGCUAACGAGCACUCGGUACUGUGUUGGAAAGGAAGGGUUACGCCAUGAAGCUGGCUUGAGGUCAAUCAUGGGUGGGAGUGUCCUGAAACGGCAGCCAGCUGUCCCGAGGAGAUCGUUGGAUCGGCUGUUUCCUGCUCUAUGCUACGUCACUGUCCCCUGUUCAGGCACAGGUAUGUGGUGAGCACGGAGCUGGACUGCAAUGAGCUCGGCAUACUUUUCUCCGUUCAGCUGAAGGGGGCCAGGCAACAGUUUUUCUAUGACAGGUAGCCUCUGAGAAAGGAUGGAUCCUCUGACCCCAGCCCUCCAGAAAGGGCCUUUGCCCCCCGUACCGUUGAGGACUGCCAGCAAACUCCCCAGUGCAGAAGCCCCCCUCACCAAGACUGUCGAUGGGCUGCAUGUGGCCCAGGACAAUAACACAGCAGGAAUCAAGUUUUCCUCAGAUGGUCCAGGACUGACCCUUGCUGUUCUCGGCUUUGAAGACCAUUUCAACCAUGCAGUGAAGGUGGAGGAGAGCAGAAACCAGCAGAACCGCAGCGCUGCUCCUCGGGAACCUCCUCCACUCCCUCCACUGCCCCCCGGCAAAGGCUCCUGCAAUCCCCCCUCCACAGGAGCUGGGGGACUCCUCAAAGACCGGCCGUCGGCGAUGCAGGGCAGGAACGGCGUCCCCGCCAUCAAAGAUCAGAGGCCGCCUAACUGGAAUUAUAGCCCCACCUCCAACACUGUGCGGCAGGCCAUGUUCUCCAACCAGGCCGUCCAGAGGGAGGGUCUCAUCAAGCACCUCCUCACAAAGAAGGAGAAUGACUAUGUCGACAUACAGAACUUCCGAUUCUUCGUGGGGACGUGGAAUGUGAACGGCCAGUCGCCGGACAGCGGCCUGGAGCCGUGGCUGUGCUGUGAUGCCGAGCCGCCAGAUGUGUAUGCUGUGGGUUUCCAGGAGCUCGACUUGAGCACAGAAGCCUUCUUCUACCUGGACUCGGCCCGAGAGCAGCAGUGGAUGGAAGCCGUGGAGCGGAGCCUGCACUCCAAGGCCAAGUACAAGCAGAUCCGUCUGGUCCGGCUAGUGGGCAUGAUGCUGCUGGUGUACGUCAAGAAGGAGCACAGGAACUACAUCAGAGAUGUGGCGGCAGAGACCGUGGGUACGGGAAUCAUGAGCAAAAUGGGCAACAAAGGAGGUGUGGCUGUGCGCUUCGUGUUCCACAACACCAGCUUCUGCUUCGUCAAUUCCCACCUGGCGGCGCACGUGGAGGACUUUGAGCGACGCAAUCAGGACUACAAGGACAUCUGUGCGCGCAUGAGCUUCCACCUACCAGACUGCCCCCCGCUCAGCAUCGUCAAGCACGACGUAGUAAUCUGGCUAGGAGACCUGAACUACCGUCUGUGUAUAUACGAUGCAUCUGAAGUCAAGAACCACAUCUUCCAGAAGGAACUGAAGAAACUUCAGGAAUUUGACCAGCUCAACAUCCAGAGGCAGACGCGGAGAGCGUUCACCGAUUUCAUAGAGGGAGAGAUCAGUUUCAAACCAACCUACAAAUACGACCCUAAAACAGAUCGAUGGGACUCAAGCGGAAAGUGCCGGGUCCCAGCCUGGUGCGACCGCAUCCUAUGGAGGGGCAGCAGCGUGAAGCAGCUGCACUACCGCAGCCACAUGGAGCUGCAGACCAGCGACCACAAGCCCGUCAGCUCGCUCUUCAGCGUAGGGGUGAAGGUGGUGAACGAGCAGCGCUACAAGAAGGUCUUCGAGGAGAUUGUCCGCACGAUGGACAAGAUGGAGAAUGACUUCCUGCCGUCCUUAUCGCUCUCUCGGAGGGAGUUCGCCUUUGAGAACGUGAAGUUCAGGCAGCUUCAGCGCCAGCGCUUUGUGGUCACCAACGACGGGCAGGUCCCCUGCCACUUUGCCUUCAUCCCCAAGCUCAACGACUCCCAGUACUGCAAAGCCUGGUUGCGGGCUGAACCCUGCGAUGGCUUCCUGGAGCCCUACGAGAAUCUAGAGAUCAACCUGGAGGUGUACGUCAGCAAGGACUCCGUCACCCUCCUGAAUUCUGGAGAGGACGCCAUUGAGGACAUUCUGGUGCUGCACUUGGAUCGGGGCAAAGACUACUUCAUCACCAUUUCCGGGAACUACCUGCCCAGCUGCUUCGGAACCUCUCUGGAGGCACUGUGCCGCAUGAAGAAGCCCAUCCGUGAGAUCCCUGUCAGCAAGCUCAUCGACCUGGGAGAAGACAGCUUCUCAGAGAAGGAGAGGACCAGGAUGAACUCCCUCCUGGUAGACCCCGGUGGGUCCGAGGAUAGGCCCCUGAAGAUCCCCAAGGAGGUGUGGCUGCUGGUGGACCACCUGUUCACUAAGUCCUGCAACCAGGAGGACCUCUUCCAGACGCCUGGUAUGCAGGGCGAGCUUCAGAAUAUCAUUGACUGCCUGGACACCAGCAUUCCUGAAACCAUCCCCGGCAGUAACCACUCUGUGGCCGAGGCCUUGCUGAUCUACUUGGAGGCCCUGCCGGAGCCCGUGGUCUGUUACGAGCUCUACCAGCGCUGCCUGGAAUGCUCUCACGACAUCCGUCUCUGCAAACAGCUGAUUUCACAGCUGCCUCGCGCGCACCGUAACAUGUUCCGGUACCUCAUGGCCUUCCUGCGGGAGCUGCUCCGCUGCUCCCAUAGCAACAACCUCACAGCCAGCCUCGUAGCAACACUCUUCGCCAGCCUUCUUAUACGGCCCCCGCCGAAUUUCGUGAGCAGGCAGACAUCACAGGACCGCCAGAAAGCCAUCAACUUCAUCCUGACCUUCCUCAUGGGUGGCGAUGAAGAGUGAGGGCUCCCUGGGCGGGGCUCUGAGGUCCCUCCCACUUCUCCAGCGGUCAGGACUCCCUCAACUCCACGGAGGGUCAGAUGUCCUACUGGUACUUACAACAACGCUCUAGGAAACAUUCACAUCAUAUGGAUUUUCUGUGCCAAAAAGAAAAACUUUAUCAUUUGGCCUGGAUGUGUGAAUGUGCCCUUCAUCGAUGAUGAUGAUGAUUACUAUUAUUAUUAUUAUUAUUAUGAUAAUGAUAGUCAUUUGUUGAAGCACUAGUGAUGAAUGACACUAACGACUAUGUAUAGGGCACUGGUAAGACUUUUUAUACUCAUGUAAUGCAUAAACUCAGAAUUCCUCAUGUAUGGACAUCAAUGUCGAAUCACAUAUCGAACUGCUUACUGAGGUCCAUUUGAGGUGAACCAGACAAUCCUAAGUCAUGUAAUGAGUGAAGAUCAUCAGCGGAUGCUGGGAUUCUACUUGCCGUUACUUCUCCCUUCUCCUCAAGGGGAUGUCAUAUUUCACUCCUAUCUGUAGCAUCUUUGUUGCUCUUCUUGCAAUGAGAGGAGCAGUUCACCCUUUCAACUUAGUUUUUAACAAGCCAGUUUUAAGAGUAUAUUUAUUUUGAUUUGCUUUGUGCGUGUUGGUGUAACACAUACCCCUUCAUGUUUUAUAUCUUCAAGAAGUGUAGCCAUUGCAGUCGUGUGUUCGUGCAUUCGACUGUUUUGCUCUGUGUCGUUGCAUCUCUGCGUGAAUCCUAACAUCACCACGGAAACCCUUCAUCACAGUGGCCGUCGAGUGUGUCCACGUACCACUGGCUUUGGCCCUGCUGCUUGUCACAGCGCAUGAGAUGCGAAGAACAGGAAGCUGCUAUUUAUCCACCACGAUCUGAUUACUUAUCUAUGAUUUGUAGAAGUGAGCUCACUUCACCUCUGCCUUCUACAUUUGAAAAACCGAUCAUGCGCACUACAGUCUUGGUGCCGCAUAGAGCUGAUGUCUCACCUUUCAGAGCAGGUUCUGUGGCCGGUGCCUGUCAGUAUAGUGUCUACUGUCAUCUCCUAGCUACUGGUGCACGAAUGACGUUCUCCCUUCUGUGUAUAUUUGUAUGUAGGAUCAUGUAUUAUGUACACUAAGCUCUUUGUUCAAAAUGCAUUCUUAAGUAUUUGCUUUUCAAGUAUGACAUCACAGAAUGCACAAGAAAUUCCCAGAAUUCUAGCACGUUAGAGCAGCAAAAAAAAAAAAGCUUCCUCUUUCACAGAACAGAUGAAUAUGAUUAUUGUGCAGACUGGUUGUUGGCCCUGAAGUAUAUCUUUCUGUAAACAUUAAUGACAGCUGCAUGGCUGUUGCUAUACUUGUCAUCUCCAGCUUUCAGAUGCAGAGAGGGCUACAACCUUGCAGAAGUGUUCCUUGUCUAUGUAAAGCAGUCGUGUUUGGAAUGUCCCCACAAAAGACUAUCAGCGACUCCUGUCCACUCCUCAGAAGCGCUUAUGCAAUACCCUACUCUGUUGUCAUGGCAGCACGCUCCUCACCACAAUAUUUGAAUCUGAGGUGGGACUGUGCCCCAUUCUGAAAGCUGUGCGAAUCUAAGACGACGGGCUGGUUUGUAUCCUGGCAAAUGGGGAACCGUGCUCUGCUUAUAAUCCAUAACCUCUGGCGCUUGCUGUCUGCCAAAACAGAUUUGCCAAACGGUGACUUCGGUGAAAAUAAUGGUUUGCUACAGCCACUGCCUGUCUACAGCCUGGAGCCCUGCUUCUAUUCAGUCUUUUUCCACAACACUACUCUUCGUAGAUGAGAUCAAUAUUGUCCACGUUCCCAGAGACGUUCAGUAUGUUGUGUUUCGGUAGUCCUGGCUGUUCAGUGUUAAUCCCCUCCAUCCAUGGUGACGUGCUGCUGGCUGACAGGACCAGUGUUGAAAACAGCCUCUGUUUAUGAAUCUUUUGGAUCGUCGCAAAUAUCCUUAAGCAGGAUGGGAAUAAUUGUUAAAUCAGUUAUUACACUGAGAUUAUCUUUAAUACGUCACUAAUUUUUUUCUAGGGCUCUUUAGGACCUGUCCUAGCCUACGAUUCGCUCUUAUGGUACGUCUGCGGUAUGUUCUCAAUACACACCUAUUCAAAAAUUUGUCCCAGUUUUGGUAACUUUAAUUUAUUAAAUAGAAAUAAAGAUUUGUUGCUUUUGCUGA